AUGUCUUUACCAGCUACUUUUGACUUGACCCCAGAAGACGCCCAAUUGUUGUUGGCCGCUAACACUCAUUUGGGUGCUAGAAACGUGCAAGUGCACCAAGAACCAUACGUUUUCAAGGCUAGACCAGAUGGUGUUAACGUUAUUAACGUUGGUAAGACUUGGGAAAAAUUGGUUCUAGCUGCUAGAAUUAUUGCUGCUAUUCCAAACCCAGAAGAUGUUGUUGCCAUCUCUUCCAGAACCUUUGGUCAAAGAGCUGUUCUAAAGUACGCUGCUCACACUGGUGCUACUCCAAUUGCUGGUAGAUUCACUCCAGGUUCUUUCACCAACUAUAUCACUCGUUCUUUCAAAGAACCAAGAUUGGUCGUUGUUACCGAUCCAAGAUCCGACGCACAAGCUAUCAAGGAAGCUUCUUACGUCAACAUCCCAGUCAUCGCUUUGACCGAUUUGGAUUCUCCAUCCGAGUACGUCGAUGUCGCUAUCCCAUGUAACAACAGAGGUAAGCACUCCAUCGGUUUGAUCUGGUACCUAUUGGCAAGAGAAGUCUUGAGACUAAGAGGUGCUUUGGUCGACAGAACUCAACCAUGGACUAUCAUGCCAGAUUUGUAUUUCUACAGAAACCCAGAAGAGAUUGAACAACAAGUUGCUGAAGAAACUGCUGGUGUCGCUGGUGAUGAAGAAGAAGCCAAGGAGGAAGUUACCGAAGAACAAACUGAAGCUACUGAAUGGGCUGAAGAAUCUACCGAAGCUGUCGCUUGGUAA
Molecule: messenger RNA, 759 nt
Organism: Torulaspora delbrueckii
Lineage: Eukaryota; Fungi; Ascomycota; Saccharomycetes; Saccharomycetales; Saccharomycetaceae
Product: 40S ribosomal protein uS2
Exons: 1
Coding region: 1-759 (252 amino acids)
Biological process (GO): ribosomal small subunit assembly; cytoplasmic translation
Cellular component (GO): 90S preribosome; ribosome; cytosolic small ribosomal subunit
Molecular function (GO): structural constituent of ribosome
Source: RefSeq, a predicted model, not a curated record